This is a messenger RNA of Neoarthrinium moseri, 2961 nucleotides long. RefSeq lists its product as uncharacterized. The record is from RefSeq and is a predicted model, not a curated record. The transcript has 4 exons. Lineage: Eukaryota; Fungi; Ascomycota; Sordariomycetes; Amphisphaeriales; Apiosporaceae. The coding region runs from base 1 to 2961 and encodes 986 amino acids.
AUGGCGCAAAUGCAAAAGUCCAUGGUCGCGGCUUUCUCUGCGAGACAUGGCGCAACCGUUGAAGCUAGUUCUAACGUGUCGUUCCCGGCCAGAGUCCUCGCACUAUCAACCGCAUUCGUCUCGUCUCGGUACUACAAGAGCGCCGCUUUCGAGCGACCUUUCCAUUUCUCCAUCUUGACCCUACUCCUCACCGGGACUGCGCUGUACCUCUGGUCACGCUUUGUUCUCCGCCAGAGCACCUCGUAUGAACCCAUCCGCGCGGCCAAUGGCUACGCUGGCAAGCAUGCCCCCGAAGGAUCGAAUCGGUUACGGAGGACGCUGAGGCUCCUACUGUCGACACCGCUAUCCUCACCGUCAUCGCUGAUACUGGUAACUUGCAUCGUCUCUCGGACGAUACUCUUCUGGAGGGUUAUCCGCACAAUACAUUGCUCCUGGGAUGGGCUGCAGAGCUUCCUCCCUUUUGCGAUCUCGGCAUACGAUGUCCUCGAAACACGACCGACCCUGUUACCGAGGAGUGGGCACGAUACCUCGGGACGUCCCAGCGGCGGAUCGCUGGGUUUGUCCUUCUACACGCUCGUGGCCUUGGCGUGGGGCAUUGCAACGACUGACACGCUGUUUCUGACGGAGCGCAGGACGGGCACAAUCUGCCCGCCCGGUAUUCCGGAACGCUUGAUACCGCUGGCGCAGUUGCUCAUGCUGCUUUGCGAUGCCCUCAUGCUGAUCCACGUCGGGCGGCUGCGGCGCGGUCAGGAGAGCAAGGGCAAUUCGUGGCACACGCUCGGCUGCCUAAUCACAUCAGCAGCUGCCGUGUUGGCUUUCCUGGCGUUCUGGUCCUGUUUUGAUCGCACCAACUUCCGCUGGAAUGUCUUCCUCACAUCCGUAUCUGUCGGUGACCUAGUUCUGGAUAGUGUUGCAGUAGCUUUAGCGUUGACUGCAGGUAUCUAUCUGUUGGGCACGGUUGACGCCGCCACUGUUGCUCUGAUGGUUACUGCCUCUGCCGUCUUCGUCCACCUCCAAUUGCGCAUAUUCGACGGAACGCUGAUCAAGGCUUGGUCCAACCUGUGGGGUCUAGGUACGGGUUUAUUUGUCUACCUGGGCGUAGGCGCUCUAUUGCAGCGGGCCCGGCAUACGGGAAACUUCGCAAGUCCAGGGCCAGAUUUGCCAUUUCACAAGAACAGAUUCGGUGCAUACUCCCUCCUGGCAUUUGCUCUGGUCAUCUCCCAGACAUUGAUGCUGGGACCUGGCAGAGUUCACUCAGACUCUAUCGCCAAAGUUAUCGCCAAGGCCCGGGGCGAGUCGGAUCAAUGGAUCUCAGGGGCUAUGCAAAGCAAGAACCUGAACGAAGCGGCUCUAGAAUACACCCAGAGAUACGGCAUACCACCGCCGCCGAACUUUGACAAGUGGUACGAAUAUGCCGUGUCGGUCAAUUCCCCAAUCAUCGACGACUUUGCACAGAUACAUACAGAUCUUCUUCCGUAUUGGGGUAUCUCACCAGCCCUCAUCAGGGAGCGCACUGUGCAUCUGCUAGAACAUCCUUUGCUUUCGUUCGGCGGCUUGAUCAUCGAAGGCGGAAAGGUUGAAAUCUCGCCGCACAUAAGAGGCACCCAUCGAUGGAUGAUGGAAGUCAUGCAAGGCAUGAUCGAGCCGUUUGCUCAGUGGCUACCUGACAUGCAGCUGGCGUUCAAUCUUGACGACGAAUGCCGUGUAUCUGUCCCGUUCGAGCGGCUGAACGCUUAUAGAAAUACAGGACUGAAGGCUCGGGCUCACGUGGCCUCGGGCGUUGAGUUCCACGGCUUCAGUCCUUCGCAGACACCACCCUGGCCGAAGGAGUACCUCGCUCCCCUGGACGAGGAAGCGGACAAGCCGAAGAAGGACGAGCUCUGGAAGAAAACGUCGCCAUGGUUUCAGAACUGGUCCAAGUCGCCUAUCUUCUACGAGUGGAUUUCAUCGGCUUGUCCACCCGACGCGCCUGUGAACAGCUUCCACUGGUGGAACAGGAAAGCGGAAUGCCCCUCGUGCUCUGCACCUCACAUGACGGACAGCGUGGUGUCCAACUGGACUCUGUCGGGAGACUUAUGCCACCAACCGGAUUUGGCCUAUCUUCAUGGCUUCCUUUCAUCGCCAUCUGCAAUGUCGGCGACCCACACUCUAUUCCCCGUAUUCAGUCAGAGCCGCAUGCACAAUUUCGCGGACAUCCUGUACCCUAAUCCGUGGAAUUUCGGCGACAAGGUAGCGUACGAUGAUGGGAAGGCGAUCCCGUGGCACCAGAAAAUGAACAGCGUCUACUGGCGCGGGGCCUCUUCUGAUGGAUUUGCAGCGCAUGGCGCCUGGCAAACUUUCCUGCGUGCUCGAUUUGUGUACAUGGCAGAACACCUCAAAUCCUUCUUUGGAACCGCCUCCUUGAUGAGUUUUGUUUCGGACAAGCACGUGGCUCAAACACCAUCCAUACACGCGAGCGACGACACACCGGUUGCUGUAAAUGUUUCCUUCGUCGGCAAGUUUGGACGUUGCGAUGAACGGGAUUGCAUAGCUGAGCACACCACCUUCUAUGGUAGCCCCACGGCCGAGCCUUCGCCUUCGCUGGACUUCCAGGAGCACUGGCGACACCGCCACCUCAUCGACCUCGACGGCGCUGCCUUUAGUGGUCGUUUCCUGCCCUUCCUCAAGAGUGCGUCGCUCCCAUAUCGAGCAGCUCUCUUCCGCACCUGGUGGGAGGAGCGCGUGCACCCAUGGAGGCACUUUGUGCCGCUCGACGUGCGGCUGAGCGAUAUUUGGACUGUCGUUAGCUACUUUGGCGGCAAGGGUGGCGGUGAUGCCGAGAUGAUUGCAAAGCAGGGCCGCGAGUGGGCAAACAAGGCGCUAAGAAAGGAAGACAUGCGAGCGUAUAUGUUUCGGUUGUUGCUGGAAUGGGGCCGCCUAGUGGAUGAUCGCCGAGAUGAGCUGGGCUUCGUUUCUACUUGA